UCUCGCAGCGGCUGAAGAGAACUAUGGAAACUAUCCGUCCGUAUAACUUUGAACCUGUUCGAAACGCUAGAGAUAUGUCAGAAAGUGAUUCUGGCGGUAGCGACGACGAUGACCAAACACUUCAUGUCCCUGAUACGCGUACGGAACGACUAGAAAACACCGACUGGUGUACUUGUGGUCUGUGUAUCGUCAUGCCGAGCAUUACAGAAUGCAUCUGCUGCAAGGAAGUCGAUGCUCUGAGCUGGAGACUUCAUGGCGUGAGAUGUGCGACAGCGCAUGACAGUUUUCACACUGUCUGCUUGCACUAUGAAGUUCUACGCACAGCGGUAGGCGUCAUGAACGUCUCUCCAGGCUCCAUUACAGAACCUCUUACGGCCAGGCUUUUGAGACUGGCGGCUUACCGCCAAUUUACUCACUGGGCUCACGAGAUGUUGGGGAGAGGUGUACGAAUAGUCAUACCAUCGUGUGUGGUGUCUGCCGUACGCAGAGCGUUUCCAGAAGAGAGUGGGCACUAUGUUGGCUUUAGAGAUGCUAAUGAUUCUCAGUGAUGUAUUAGCUAACAAAUGAAUAUGUAGUUGACACAAACAACUGGAAACUGGACUAAUACUUCUAAUUGAAUCUAGUACUAGUUCUACGUAUAAUCUCUUCUUUGGGAGGCUGUUCGUGCCCAGCUAUAUUUAUGGGUAAGUCCACUGGUGGAGCUUUAGCUUUGUGGUGCCUUAUGGGAUUGUGCUCCAUUGAUCUUCUCUU
This is a messenger RNA of Corticium candelabrum, 750 nucleotides long. Its product is annotated as P2X purinoceptor 7-like. The record is from RefSeq and is a predicted model, not a curated record. The coding region runs from base 24 to 548 and encodes 174 amino acids. The transcript is spliced from 2 exons. Lineage: Eukaryota; Metazoa; Porifera; Homoscleromorpha; Homosclerophorida; Plakinidae.